GUUCGGAAACCGAAACGAUCCGGUGUUCGAGCGGAAAUUUUACACUUUCUGUUUUCCCAAAAGGAAGUGGGUCUGCGAAUGUGGCUGGAUGAGUUAUGAUGGAGAGCAGAGAUGAUGAAGAGGUUACAAAUGGCCAUCACAUUCAGCAAUCUAAUGCUGCUGAACAUUCUUCCAGUUCAACACGUGGAAAUUCAAACGAGAUGGAUGUGGAGGAGGAUGACAUCUUUAAACACUCCACUACUUUGACCAACAAGCAGCGUGGGAAUGAAGUAACAGUACGUCCAGCAACAUUAGACUCUCUGUCCAUACAUCAGCUGGCAGCUCAGGGUGACGUUUUACAAGUGGCUGCACAUGUAAGUAAAGACAGUUCAGUGCUCACCACGCAGGAUGAUCGGGGUUUUACACCCCUCAUGUGGGCGGCUGCGUUUGGCGAAAAAGCAAUGGUGGACUUUCUCUUGGAAAAGGGUGCGGAUCCCAAUGCAAUCGCAAGGGAGCGAGAGAGCGCCCUGACUCUGGCCAGCUCUGGCGGCUACGUGGACAUCGUCGAGUCUCUCCUCAGACAUGGAGUGGACAUUAACACCUACGACUGGAAUGGUGGAACUCCUCUUCUUUAUGCUGUACGAGGGAACCACAUCAAAUGUGUAGAAGCUCUGCUUGCCAAAGGAGCAGAUAUGACCAUAGAGUCAGACUCUGGCUACAGUCCGAUGGCCUUAGCUGUUGCACUUGGGCACAAAAAACUUCAGAAAGUGUUGGAGGACCACAUCUUGAAACUCUACAAGCCAACAUGACGUCAAAAACCCAACAUGAUGUCAAAAAGCCAACAUGACGUCAAAAACCCAACAUGAUGUCAAAAAGCCAACAUGACGUCAAAAAAACCCGCAGAAACAUUAGGCAGAAGACGCUUCGCUCACAUCCGUGCAACAUUAAGAGACGGUAAAAACAUCCGUCACGUCGACAAACCACAACAGAAGACAGAAAUGUAAAUAAAUGGAUUUAUUUAUGCACUUACAGUUUAAAAAAAAAAAAAAAACUGAUUUUUUCUUUUUGUUUUUUAAUGACAAUUUACGUAAAAACUAUUUUGAAAGAAUGAAUAAAAUGUCAAUUGUUCUGUAGAAUUGUUCUGAAUGGAAUUGGGGGGGGGAAUUAAGCUUUAAUAAAAUGCUAUUUUUC
Poecilia latipinna (sailfin molly) is the source of this 1170-nucleotide messenger RNA. RefSeq names its product regulatory factor X-associated ankyrin-containing protein (gene rfxank). Gene Ontology annotation, molecular function: protein binding. Gene Ontology annotation, cellular component: nucleus. The record is from RefSeq and is a predicted model, not a curated record. Bases 96 to 788 code for a protein of 230 amino acids. The transcript is spliced from 9 exons. Gene Ontology annotation, biological process: positive regulation of transcription by RNA polymerase II. NCBI's taxonomy places the organism in Eukaryota, Metazoa, Chordata, Actinopteri, Cyprinodontiformes, Poeciliidae.